CUAGGAAAUUCGGUAGCUGCACUUACACCAGAACAGGACAGCAGUGUGGACAUUAAGACUGUUACAGACAGUAGGUGUGCUGUAGUGUGUGUGCAGCAGUUGCAGUGUGGGUUUCCAUGGUGGAAAUUCAGUGCAGUGUUUGAGUUUCAGUGUUUAGGUGACUCAGCUGUCAGGAGCCUCUGUAUAAAGAACAAGAUCCACUACACCUGCUUCACUACUGCUGCGCCGUGUACAGACACGUCAGCAGUGUUCUGCUCUCCUCUGGACCGUGUUCCUUUUGUGCUGUUUAUCACAGAGGGUUUACUGAAGCACUGUGACCUGCUGCAGCUGCUCGAGUCAACGUAUAACAUGACUCUCCUGGAGAGGAUCCACGCUCCGUCUCUGCAGCAGCUGGGACCAAAAAAUCUGUAUGACAUCAUCACUGUUGAUGAGAACACGGCCAUUCUGCUGCAGGAAAUGGGGGAGCUGGAGCAGGAGCGAGCAGCUGAGCGUGUUGUUCUGAGACUCUCUGCUCUCUCCCUGCAGUUCAGCCACUGCUGGGUCAUACUGUGCUGCUCCAGGCACUACAGCACUAUUGUGUGUGGCGAAGUGUUCAGUAACCUGUCGUUAAUUUACUCAGCCUUAGUGCUGUUUGGACAGAAAACUGACCGCCUGGAUGUUAAGGUGUUGCUGGCAUAUGAUACAGCAGAAACAGCGCGUUGUGUGCAACAAGUCUGCUUCCACACUCUGCUGAACUCACAGAGAGAUGUGUGUAGCUGGCUAGACAGAGAAUGGUUCAGUGUUCUGCCUACUGAGGAGGAGCAACGUUUGCUGUAUUUCCCGUGUGUGAACUGUGUUGUAGCUCAGCUGCUGCUGAGUCGAGGUCUGUCUCUACAGUGUUUGCUGGAAGCUUCUCACACUCAGCUAAAGGAGAUGUUUCCUGAGAUCACACCUUCUGUUUUUAAGUUCUUCAGUGACAUUACAGCUGAACACAGCCUCAAUGCUGCUUCCAGACAGUGUGAGGGUGAAGUCACACAUAUCCACCACUCGGGUCUGGAUAAGGAUGAGCCUCUCUCACCCUCAAACACUGACCCAUUCCUCAUACACUCUUCAAUAGGAUCACACAGCCCAGGGUUCGACCAGGAGCCUGACACUGGGGGUAGUGGCUGGGUCGGGCCCGAGUCACAGUGUCUGUGUCAGAAUUUGUCUGAUGAACAGCAACAUUUUAAGAGCUAUGCAGUACCAGGAGAUUUCUGUGGAGGAGAAGCAAAUGAGGAGUGGAGUCUGGAAGCAUCACCUCUGAUCUCCAGUCUCUCUUUCCCACACUCACACACCAUUUCCUGCUCACCAGUCACCUACAAUUCCCCUCCUUCCCCAUCUCAUCCCCUCACACCUCACCUGUCCCAUCAGCAGUGGGGAGGCAUCGACUACAUGCCUGAGCGAUACAGAGAGAGGAAACGACCAGUAGGGGGUGCUGUACACACAGUGUUUCCCCAGAGUAAGAGAGGGCGGCUUCUGUUUGAGAGAGUCCCAGGAAGGAGUGAUGGACAGACAAGACUCAGGUUUUUCUAAAAAUAUGCUGUCAUGGUCUCACUAACAUGGUCCAUUGUACAUUUCCUCAUGUGCUCAAAGACAAUAAACUUUUGUUCUUUAUGUUAGGUGUGUGAGAGUUCCAACAUCCUUCAGUGUGUUCAUAUGUUCGCAUAUGUUCAUGUGUAUGCUAAUGAAAG
Molecule: messenger RNA, 1709 nt
Organism: Tachysurus vachellii
Lineage: Eukaryota; Metazoa; Chordata; Actinopteri; Siluriformes; Bagridae
Product: protein shortage in chiasmata 1 ortholog
Exons: 11
Coding region: 349-1551 (400 amino acids)
Biological process (GO): resolution of meiotic recombination intermediates
Cellular component (GO): condensed nuclear chromosome
Molecular function (GO): ATP hydrolysis activity; single-stranded DNA binding
Source: RefSeq, a predicted model, not a curated record